CCGUUGUUUCCAAAGAUUAUACGAAGAGUUUUGUGAAAAAUGUCCGACGACAAGCCUGCUCCGAAGACGGACUACAAACUGGAACCGGACUCAGAGUUGCGUUUCGAGAUAGAGACCAAAAAUGAGAAAGCAACAGUUGUCCUGUUAAACGGACAGGCAGAAAUGUUCGGCACGGAGCUGGUCGUGAAGAAACCGUAUGAAUUCCUUACCGGUGCCAAGGUGGCGAUUUUCACUUACCACGGCUGUACGAUCGAGCUGCGCGGUAAACCGGAUGUCGCCUACGUUGCCAAGGAGACGCCAAUGGUGAUGUACCUGAAUGCAAACUCGGCCCUCGAGCAUCUCCGGGGCAAGGCCGAAAAGGAGGAUGCGCAAGGACCGAUCGUGAUGGUCGUAGGACCAACGGAUGUGGGCAAAACCACGUUGUGCCGGAUAUUUCUGAACUACGCGGUCCGUCUAGGUCGUCGCCCGAUUUACGUCGAUCUCGAUGUAGGCCAAGGUGGUAUCGCUAUUCCUGGCACGAUCGGUGCGUUGCUAGUCGAACGACCGGCUCCGGUGGCCGAGGGUUUCUCACAGCAGGCCCCACUCGUGUAUCACUACGGUCAUAACACUCCUUCCGCGAACAGCACCUUCUACGAUGUGCUCAUCUCGAAGCUGGCCGAAACCACACUCGAGCGAUUACAGGCCAACAAGAAGGCCAAAUCAUCGGGAAUGAUUAUCAACACUUGCGGUUGGGUCAAAGGUUCGGGCUACUCGCACAUCCUGCACACCGUAACUGCCUUCGAGGUGACCGCUAUUUUCGUACUGGACCAGGAGCGCCUCUACAACGAGUUGCUACGAGACGUGAAGCGAAGUGUCCAGGUUGUGUUUCUGCCGAAAAGUGGUGGAGUUGUCGAACGAACUAAAUCCCAGCGGAACGAAUCACGAGACCAACGUAUUCGAGAGUACUUCUAUGGUUCCAAGAUGCCACUAUUCCCGCACAGCUUCGACGUUAAGUUUUCCGAUAUAAAGAUCUUCAAGGUGGGGUCCCCACCACUGCCGGACUCCUGCUUGCCGUUGGGCAUGAAAGCCGAAGACAACUACACCAAGCUAGUGGCCGUCGUACCUGGGCCCCAGUUGCUGCACCACAUUCUGGCGGUCAGUUUUGCCGAGAGCACCGACGAAAACGUGAUACAGACGAAUGUGGCUGGAUUCAUUUGUGUGACGAACGUGAACAUGGAGAAGCAAGUGCUAACUAUCCUGUCGCCCCAGCCCCGACCACUGCCUCAAACUAUUCUCCUCGUUUCGGACCUACAGUUUAUGGACAGUAAUUGA
This is a messenger RNA of Anopheles aquasalis, 1311 nucleotides long. RefSeq names its product protein CLP1 homolog (gene cbc). Gene Ontology annotation, molecular function: polynucleotide 5'-hydroxyl-kinase activity. Gene Ontology annotation, biological process: mRNA 3'-end processing; tRNA splicing, via endonucleolytic cleavage and ligation. NCBI's taxonomy places the organism in Eukaryota, Metazoa, Arthropoda, Insecta, Diptera, Culicidae. The record is from RefSeq and is a predicted model, not a curated record. Gene Ontology annotation, cellular component: mRNA cleavage factor complex; nucleus.